UGUCACUCGUGUCCUACUACAGCAACAAUGAAGGUUCAGGUCUGCAUAGUCUUGGUAGUGGUGCUGGCGGCGGCGCUGGUGGUGGAAGCCGGCCCGGCCAAGAAUCGCAACGGAUCUUGGCACGACUUCCUCCGUGAAGCCACCUCUGAAGUGUGCGGGGAUGACAAGUGCUACUCCGGGAAUCGGAAGUGCUACAACUUGAGGAAGCCCCUGAACCUCACGGAGGAAAUAGUUGAGGAGGUCAGAACCAACCUGACUGAGUGUGCCAGCGACUUGGACUUCAGCGCGCUCGAACUGGGCGACAUCGGACCGAAGGGGGACGAACAACAAGCGUAUGUCGAUUUCAUGACCAAGUUUAAAGUGGGCGACAUAACCAAGCAGUACGCCCUCCUACGGUGUUUCACGGAACGCAGCGGAUAUCUCCCAACCCUGCUGUCCUGUCUGCGAGAAGCUCAAGCUAACGCAGAAAAUGAGGCUGAAUAAACAUCCCAUCCAUGUGAAAGAUGCAAGAUUGACCGUAACAACAAAAAGGAUUACGAAUUGGUAUCGAUACUCUCUCUCUCUCUCUCUCUCUCUCUCUCUCUCUCUCUCUCUCUCUCUCUCUCUCUCUCUCUCUCUCUCUCUCUCUCUCUCAUUCCUUAUCUACAUCAUUUAUCUACUCAUCAGUGUAUCGCUACCUACCUAACAACCUGUCCGCCUUAUCAACUACCAAACUAGCUGUACCUUCACGAUUCCCUUCUCUCUCGCACCCUUCCCUGCAGUCCUUCAAACACUAUGUAACUUAUCAGUGUUAAUAUCACGAUAUCUAAUUAGUUAAACUGCUGAGGAUUUACAAUAUAAUGAAUGAAUGAAGAGCUGUGCAGAUUAAAGAAGAGGAAAAGCAAAAAGAUCAAAGAUGAGAGAAAGAAGAACAAAGAACAACAACAACAACAACAACAACAACAACAACAACAACAACAACAACAACAACAACAAUAACAACACAAAACCGGAGAAAAAGAAAACGAUAACAUUUCGCCAUCAACUUAACACCUAUUUCCUAACUUCUUAUAUCUUCUGCUUGUAACUUUUUUCCGCAAAUAAACCAGGAAUGUUUAAAAAAAA
This is a messenger RNA of Scylla paramamosain (green mud crab), 1104 nucleotides long. RefSeq lists its product as uncharacterized. The transcript has 5 exons. The record is from RefSeq and is a predicted model, not a curated record. Bases 28 to 483 code for a protein of 151 amino acids. NCBI's taxonomy places the organism in Eukaryota, Metazoa, Arthropoda, Malacostraca, Decapoda, Portunidae.